AUGGCAGAGGAGCUCGGACGCGAGGCGUACGCCCUCGAUGCCGCCCAGGCGACGCUCCAAGCUUGUGGCGGCCAGUCUCUGGACGCCUCGGUAUCCCGCUCCGCCUCCGAGAGUGUGCUCGGAGGAGAAGCCGCGCUCUGCCCGGUCCCCUAUCGCGGGGAGACUGGCGCGGCGCGCCGGCGGCGCAGUGAGGCCGCCCGGCGGGAGAGCUGGGGUUCCACGUCAUGCAGCUCGCUGGCCGCAGCGGCUGUGACACCAGUGACUCAGGACAACUACCUGAACGCCCUGCGCAAGCUCCUGGCGUGGAUGCGCGUGGCUAAGGCCUCCCGGCGCUUCCUGGCGUGCGAGUGGGGCCUGCUGCUGGAGCAGUACGUGGAGUUCCUGCACGACCGCGGGCUGCCGGAGGGGGAUGCCGCCAGCGCGCUGGCUGCGGUGCGCUGGGCGCUGCCCGAGCUGCCGCGCCCGCUGCGCCAGGGUCUGCCCCUGGCGACGGCUGCGGUCACAGGCUGGCGCCGGCUCGAGAAGCCGCUGUCGCGCCCGCCAGUCCCACGGUCGCUGGCCAUCCUGAUGGCCCUCUGGCUCUGCGCCGACGGCAAGGCGGACUACGCCCUCUUCCUGCUACCGACGUUCGAGACGUACAUGCGGCCAAGCGAGGCGCUCCGCCUCCUCGACCUACAGCUGGUGCCGCCCGUGCCGGGCGAGACGGGGGCGCGCCGCUUCCGGGCCAUCUUGAUCCGCGCGAGCGAGUUGGACGUGCAUGGCAAGACCGACGAGUUCGACAACAGCGUCGCCCUGGACCUGCCGCGCCACCGCCUGCUGGGGCCGGCGCUGCGCCAGUUGAAGGUCUGGAGCCGCUGCCUCGACGGCCUGGGCCCGAGGAUGCUGCUGGUGACGCUCUACUCCCUCGGGCGCGGGGGGGCCUCGGAGGACGUGUCCUCCCUGUCGCGGGCGCUCCUCGACGUGCGGAAGAGGGUCGGGUGGCGCUCGUUCCAGAGCGCGCGGCGCUACGACAAGCACGCCAGGCUGAGAAUGAUGAUGCGCCGCAUCCCCGCGCGGCUGCGCGAGGAGGGCUACGCCUGCAUCGCCUUUGACGAGCUGCAAGGACCGCACUUUGACCUCGGCCGGCGCGAUGUGGUGGCCGCGAUCGCGGGCUGGAUGCGCGCGGGAUUGGUGUGGGCGCUGUGGUUUGCGACGCCGUGCGUCACUGCGACUCGAGCUCGCGCGGACAGGUCGGGUCGCGUGCCGCCUCCGCUGAGAUCUUCUGAGCACUAUCGAGGCCUGCCAGAUCUGUCUGUCCGCCACCGCGCCAAGGUGCGCGAUGCCAAUAGUUUGAUCGACGCGGGAGGAAGCACGGUGGUCGAGCAGCUCGACAGGGCCCAGCUCCGUUUCCGCGAUUCAGUGUUUAGUGUGCCCGUGACCGUCACCGUCCCAGCGAAGGUGGGCCAGUCGGUCGUGACGCUGCUCGACCUCGGCCUCGGCGCCAUGUCCCGCGGCGGCGCCGCGGGCGCCCUGGAGGCGUUCAAGGGCGCAGCGAACGUGGCGCCGCUGGGUGGUGCCGCCGACUGUGGCGGCGCGGCACGGCCAGCAUGCCCAGCGGCGCCCGAG
Messenger RNA from Prorocentrum cordatum, 1605 nucleotides. NCBI's taxonomy places the organism in Eukaryota, Dinophyceae, Prorocentrales, Prorocentraceae. The record is from the annotation of a GenBank genome assembly.